Molecule: messenger RNA, 1335 nt
Organism: Coprinopsis cinerea okayama7#130
Lineage: Eukaryota; Fungi; Basidiomycota; Agaricomycetes; Agaricales; Psathyrellaceae
Exons: 3
Coding region: 1-1335 (444 amino acids)
Biological process (GO): regulation of transcription by RNA polymerase II
Cellular component (GO): nucleus
Molecular function (GO): DNA-binding transcription factor activity, RNA polymerase II-specific; RNA polymerase II cis-regulatory region sequence-specific DNA binding
Source: RefSeq, a predicted model, not a curated record
AUGUCCGACCUCUCAAAUAUUCUGAAUCCAGAGAAUAGUCGCAACCGAUCGCAUGUUGUACCGAUUCCGGAGACAGUAGGAUUCGCUAAUCCCAGCCCUCACGCUCCCGCACACCAGGAGAGAAGCGCGCCAGUCCAACGUUCCAAUGCUCAGAAACACUACGACCAUGCGCCGCAUCCGGAUUGCCCUGAUACUCUGGCCUGUCUUCCUGACACAGAUGGAAGACCUCAGCACACAUUACCAGUCAUUCUUCGCUGUGCAAUUCUAGGCAGUCCCAGGAAACGAUUGACGAUUCGCGAAAUUUAUGCCGCGAUGGAGGAGAAAUAUUCUUAUUACAAAACUGCUGGUCCUACAUGGAAGCAAUCAGUCCGUCACCACCUCUCUCUUAAUCGAUUAUUUGAGCGGCAGCCGCGACCCGUUACCGAUCCUGGCUUUGGGUCGUACUGGACAGUAAACCUUUCUGCUCCUCCCGGUACAAAGCGGCCCCGCAAAAGAGGUAGGGGGAACAAAGACGCAAACGCUUCUCAGAAUAACGCUGCCCAGAUUGGUGCUGCCGCUGUUGCCUCCCCUGCUCCUAUUCCCGCUUCCACUCCUAUCCACGGCCCUCCUUCAGCUGUUUUACACCAAGGUCCUUCCAGACACCCCAUUGUCAUGAACGGCCAUCCUGUCUCAAUGGUGCCAUCCAUACCUAGUCCCACACUCCUGCGCGCAGCUCCACCUCCAAUCUCUAUGGCAGUCAAACCAGAGAGCUUUGGCGAACCUUCUCAAAGGCCGGGGAGGCUACGGAAGUCGUCGAACGCCCGUGGUUCUACGCCAUUGUCUUCGCAUGAUGGGGAAGACGAUGAUGAGAGCAUUCGAUACGGAGACGCCCCUCCAGAAUCGGGCGAUGAUUAUGACAGUGAGGAGGGAUCAAUGAAUGGGCAAGGCGGCCCUUACGAUCGCCGCGACUCCCUCGGAAUCACGCCCUACCCUCCUCCACGAUCGGCACAAAUGUUUUCACUUCCCCCCAUCACAUCUCUUGACAAGUCAGCGUCAUCUUCCUCCGAUAACGUCGUCGAACGCUUACAAAAUGAAAUUGACACUCUGCGCCGCCAGUCUGCUGAAGCUGUUUCUGUGUCUUUACGACUAUCUGAACAGCUGUCACAGGCUCAGGCGGAGGUUUCGAGAUCAAGGGCAGCUGUCAGGGAUCUGGAGGAUAUGCUGCAUAGCGAAACCCUGCGGAGGAAGGACCUAGAGCAACAGCUUGCCGCAAAAGAAAGCGGGCGUUACAGUAACGUGGAGAAAUUCCUGGCAGGACCUCCUUGCUCACCAGAUCGCAUUCGACAAACGUCCUGA